AGUUCAAAAUUCAAGAUUUAUUGAUACUGCCAAGAAACAUGAAUGUUUUACAAGAGAUCAACGUGUAAUACAUAUACAAUAAAAACAAUUAAAAACAAGUUAAAAGCAUCAAUUGUUUAUAAAUGGCAAUGAUAACGGAGAGUAAUAUUUACUGCGGACCGUGCGAAUCUCAACAUUCCACAACCGUAGCACAGCUUUGGUGCCCAAAUUGUGAUGAAGGUUUGUGCUCAAAAUGCAUGGAGUAUCAUAAGGUUUCAAAAUCUUCCCGUAUGCACAAAACUAUAACAAUAGAAAAUUUUAAGACCCUUCCAGAUUUUGUCCGCAACAUAGACCAUGUGUGUUCGAGUCAUGACAAUGCCCUUGACCUUUAUUGCAGUGUCCAUGAACAAGUCUGUUGUAUGGAUUGCGUAAGCGUUGAUCAUUCCGAAUGCCGAGGUAUAACGUCACUGACCAAAGUAGUUCAGGGGGUGAAAGAAUCAGCAUUUUACCACACCGUUAUGAAAAAUAUCGAAGAUCUCACAGAGUUUGCCACUAAACUACAAACUAAUCGUAGAGAAAAUGUAGCCAUGCUGCAACAGGAAAAAGACUUGCUCAUCGGAGUAGUAAAAUCCAAACGUACAGAAAUUACAUCUCACUUAGAUAAAUUAGAAAAACAUCUCUUACAAGAGCUAGACUCGACUAUAAAUUUAGAAUCUCAACAAAUUGAUCAAGCGGUUUCUCAUCUGCAGAGGAAAAUAUGCACUCUGAAAGAAUAUAAGAACCAAAUUUAUGCAAUCACUGAUAAUGCUACAGAUAUUCAAGCGUUUUUAGCUCUAAAAGAAAUAGACAGGAAUGUUGUUCAUGAAGAAGAAACAAUGUUAUGUGUAACGGAAGCGCCUGGUAUGAAGGAGACCAGUGUAAGAGUAGAGUUUGCAAAUGAGGUUGUAGGAUUCGUACAAGUAAAACUGAUGGGAAAUAUAGAACUUACAAAGAUAUCAACAAACAUGCAUUUUCCCGGAACGAAAUCUCAGCUUGUAAAAACCUUAUCAGAUAUUCAACCAGGAAUAGAAAAUAUCAAACUAACUUUAGUAACUAAAUUUCAGCUUCCCUUUGAUAUGGAUAUCAAUAUUUGUUGUUGUGUAAUAUUGCCAGACGAACGAGUUGUCAUGGCAAACAACUCAAACGAAGAAAAAGGAGGAAUGCAUAUUUUCUAUAAAAGUGGGGAGUACCAGAAACAUGUUGUAUGUACAUCGAAUCCUUUCGGACUUGCGGUCAUCAAUAAGUCCGAUAUUGCUGUAUCGUUUUAUAAAGAAAAAUCAAUUAAAGUAUAUGAUUCAGACAAUUUUAAUGUUAAGUUCGUGUUGUUAGAUGGGCACUGCGUCUUCGGAGUAUCCGUGGAUUCAGAUUGUUUGGCUACUGCUGUUCGAAAUAAAGGUAUUUAUUUCAUUAACUGUAGUUCUGGAACGAUUUUGAAAAUUCUCCCUAGUGACAUUAAUUUGCUAACCUAUGUGCAUAUGAUAGGAGAAAACAAACUUAUUACUGAUUAUGAAAAGGACGUUCUUUAUUGUCGAAAUAGGGAUGGAGAGACAAUAUGGAAAUAUUCGUCCCAUGCCAUGAAAGGACCUCGAAACAUAUGCACAGAUACUGUUGGAAACAUAUUCGUUGCCGCCUUUGUUUCAGAUAGCCUAAUAGCCAUCUCUCCUGAUGGGAAAGAUAACAAAAAAUUACUAGGAGUCGAUGACGGCCUGAAAAAUCCAAAAGCUGUAUGCUUUAGUGCAAUGACGUCUACUUUAAUAGUCGUUUCUCAAACGGGAUCUGUAUUGAAAUAUAAUCUAUCAUAUUCUUAAAAUAUAAUUAUCAUAGACCUGGUUUAGAAAAAUGAUUAAUUUGAAUGCGCCUUUUCUGUUGGAAAGUGAUAAUACCGUUCGAUUCUUAGCAUCACUGAAGAGACGUUAAUUGUCGAAAUCCGGAUAUGGUGUACUAAUUUUUUCACCUUUUGUUUGCGGUAUACCAUCUUUUCCGAAAGUUUAUUGUUUUCUGUUUGGUAUUAAAUAAAUAGUUAAGAUCCAUUUUGUUACAUCUGGUGAUCCGUUUAUUUGGCAAUCACCAAUGGCAGUCAGCAGGGUUUAAGAACAUCCGUUGUUCGACCUGCCAGUCAAAUGCGUUUUGUUUAAAUAUACUUUUUCACUUUGUUGGUCUUUUGGAAAAUGUUGUUUGUGCUGUAUUUAGAUCCCUCUACCAAGAAAUUUGUUUUGCAUGCACACGUACAAAAAUUGCGGUUUUUAUCCAACGCAAUCAUAGGUUUGAACGUUGUCUUCAAUUUAGA
Mytilus californianus (California mussel) is the source of this 2305-nucleotide messenger RNA. RefSeq lists its product as uncharacterized. The transcript has a single exon. Lineage: Eukaryota; Metazoa; Mollusca; Bivalvia; Mytilida; Mytilidae. The record is from RefSeq and is a predicted model, not a curated record. The coding region runs from base 123 to 1826 and encodes 567 amino acids. Gene Ontology annotation, molecular function: zinc ion binding.